AUGUCAAAAACAAUAAAAGUUACAUUUGUUAUAAAUAAUGGGGAAGAGAAAAUAAUAGAGGCACCACUAGGGCUUUCUAUUUUAGAAGUUGCUCAUAGUAAUAGCAUAGAUCUUGAGGGUGCUUGUGAAGGAUCUCUUGCCUGUGCUACUUGUCAUGUUAUUUUAGAGGAAGAAUUUUACAACAAAUUAGAAAAACCUAAGGAAGAAGAAGAAGAUAUGCUUGACUUAGCCUUUGGUCUUACGGAUACUUCUAGAUUAGGGUGUCCGAUUAUUUUAACUGAAAAAUUAGACGGUAUAAAAGUACGUCUCCCUUCUGCUACUCGUAACAUAAAAUGA
Molecule: messenger RNA, 336 nt
Organism: Chrysoperla carnea
Lineage: Eukaryota; Metazoa; Arthropoda; Insecta; Neuroptera; Chrysopidae
Product: 2Fe-2S ferredoxin
Exons: 1
Coding region: 1-336 (111 amino acids)
Biological process (GO): P450-containing electron transport chain
Cellular component (GO): mitochondrion
Molecular function (GO): 2 iron, 2 sulfur cluster binding
Source: RefSeq, a predicted model, not a curated record